AUGUCUAUCAGUGUCAUCUCAGCAUCUGGCCUCAAGAUUCGCAUUGACGAUGUGUGCGCGUUGAUAAACGACGAUAGAUCCUGGCCGCAAGAUAUUCGCAACUGGUACAACGGCCUCUCCGGCAAGAUCUAUGACUUGAGCGAUCAGCUCGGCACUACGCGCGCCCGGCUUUCCAGGAUCCAGUCUGGCGAGCGCAAGCGUCUUGCGUCUCUGGGUUACGUGUUCGAGCGUGCACCUAUCCCUGCUUCACGAGAACGCUACGUGCCAUGGGGCUCACUACCGCCACCGCCACCCAGCCCGUCUGUCGCGCCAGAUAUGCAACAUCCGCCUGCCUCCAAUGCCCCAUCCGCCUCUUCUACCACUCAAGUCUCCUCUACUCCGACUGCCACACCUUGUUUCGGCCCCCCCUUUGUACCAGCACUGGCUGACCCUGCUGCCAUCGCCCCACCUAGUCGUCCCACCGGCUCUCCUUUCCAGCCCGUCGACUCGACGCGCCACAACGAUACACUCGUCGGAAACCCCGCUUUGUCGCCUACGCACUAUAUCAUCUCCGACGCCGAUUUCAAGUCAUUGCUUUCCGUCCGCCUGAUCUCUCCUCAAUCCCGGAGUGGCGGCCGGCGUCAGUGCGCGAGUCGUCGGACGGUCCUCCUGCAGUUCGGCAGGAAGUUGCUCGGUCCUCACACUCCAUCCGGCCGCCGCACAGAGGUCAUCGUACCGACAGAGAAACUCGUGAGCUCCCGUACAGAGGCGAUCGCAGGUGCGAUGCGCCACUCUGCUGGGGCAUACUCGCACGGCCGUACAGGCACAACCUAUUCUUCGGAGGACGUCGAUAUAGAGGCCCAGACACGUACGCUGGAUUGCGCGUCUGACUCGGACAGCAGCGAAUGGUCCGACGUGUGA
Molecule: messenger RNA, 900 nt
Organism: Trametes versicolor FP-101664 SS1
Lineage: Eukaryota; Fungi; Basidiomycota; Agaricomycetes; Polyporales; Polyporaceae
Exons: 4
Coding region: 1-900 (299 amino acids)
Source: RefSeq, a predicted model, not a curated record